Eptesicus fuscus (big brown bat) is the source of this 1396-nucleotide messenger RNA. It is a transcript of the gene TAAR1, whose product is annotated as trace amine associated receptor 1. Gene Ontology annotation, molecular function: trace-amine receptor activity. Bases 33 to 1049 code for a protein of 338 amino acids. The transcript has a single exon. Gene Ontology annotation, biological process: G protein-coupled receptor signaling pathway. Gene Ontology annotation, cellular component: membrane. The record is from RefSeq and is a predicted model, not a curated record. NCBI's taxonomy places the organism in Eukaryota, Metazoa, Chordata, Mammalia, Chiroptera, Vespertilionidae.
AAAAAUAAACUGGUGGACAGCCUUCAGGAGCGAUGUCCUUUUGCCAUAAUAUAAUUAAUAUUUCCUGUGUGAACAGCAGCUGGUCAAAUGAUGUCCGUGCUUCCCUCUAUAGUUUAAUGGUGCUCAUAAUUCUGACCACAGUGGCUGGCAACCUGAUAGUUAUUAUUUCCAUAUCACACUUCAAGCAACUUCACACCCCAACUAAUUGGCUCAUUCAUUCCAUGGCCUCUGUGGACUUUCUGCUGGGGUGCUUGGUCAUGCCUUACAGCAUGGUGAGAUCUGUUGAGCACUGCUGGCCUUUCGGAGAAGUCUUCUGUAAAAUUCACACCAGCACUGAUAUCAUGCUCAGCUCAGCAUCCAUUUUCCACUUGUCCUUCAUUUCCAUUGACCGAUACUAUGCUGUGUGUGACCCGUUGAGAUACAAAGCCAAGAUCAGUAUCUUGGUUAUUUUUGUGAUGAUCUUCAUCAGCUGGAGCGUCCCUGCUCUUUUUGCAUUUGGAAUGAUCUUCCUGGGGCUAAACUUCAAAGGAGCUGAACAGAUGUAUUACGAACACACUCACUGUUCAGGGGGUUGUUCUGUCUUCUUUAGCAAAACACCUGGGGUUCUGGCCUUUAUGACUUCUUUCUAUAUACCUGGAUCUAUUAUGUUGUAUGUCUAUUAUAGGAUAUACUUCAUAGCUAAAGGGCAGGCAAGAUCAAUUCACAAUGCAAAUCUGAAGCUUCAAAUUGGAUUGGAAGAGAAAAAUGGAAUUUCACGAAACAAAGAACGAAAAGCGGCCAAGACUUUAGGGAUUGUGAUGGGAGUUUUCCUCAUUUGCUGGUGCCCUUUCUUUGUCUGCACAGUCAUGGAUCCUUUCCUGGACUAUACUAUCCCACCCACCUUGAAUGAGGCGUUGAUUUGGUUUGGCUACUUGAACUCUACUUUUAAUCCAAUGAUUUAUGCAUUUUUCUAUCCCUGGUUCAGAAGAGCGUUGAAGAUGAUUCUAUUUGGUAAAAUUUUCCAAAAAGAUUCAUCUAGGUGUCAAUUAUUUCUAGAAUCAAAUCCAUAGAAUUAUAAUACCUUACUGUUUUGCAAAACAGCUGGUGAUGAUAUUUAUGAACACCACAUGCACCAACUGCAUGGUCUUUAAGUCAGUUACUUGAUUUAAAGAAUGUGUAAUGAGGUAGGAUGAUUCUAUCUUGCUUCCUACUUGGGAUGUAGUACAUAUCAUCUUUGCCAUUCUUACCAUACCUAUGAAGCUUUGCAAGUCCAGAAUUUAAGGUACUACAUUUAAAAAAGCUUUUCCUGUUUUUUUCAUGUACCACCAUGGAAUUGAAACUGGUCCUUGACUCAGUUAUUCAGUGGUAGAAACCAUAAGCUGCAUUAGAAAUGCAAAUUAGAGUACUUUGUCAUGUA